AUGGAGACCGCCGCGAGGGUUUCGGAUGGAGAAGCAAAAUGCGUCGCGGUUUUGAGAUUUGAGAUUGGGGGGAGCAGCGCACGUAAUACGCCUCCACCGACAGCCCUGAGCUAUGUCAUUACGGGGCCAUAUCUUUGGAGGUGGGUACCGAGCCACAGCUGUGGGAUCACCAGUAACACUGUGAUAAUUGCGGCUAUGCGUUGA
This is a messenger RNA of Pyricularia oryzae 70-15, 204 nucleotides long. RefSeq lists its product as uncharacterized. Lineage: Eukaryota; Fungi; Ascomycota; Sordariomycetes; Magnaporthales; Pyriculariaceae. The record is from RefSeq and is a predicted model, not a curated record. The coding region runs from base 1 to 204 and encodes 67 amino acids. The transcript has 3 exons.